Molecule: messenger RNA, 2277 nt
Organism: Paramecium pentaurelia
Lineage: Eukaryota; Ciliophora; Oligohymenophorea; Peniculida; Parameciidae
Source: the annotation of a GenBank genome assembly
AUGAACUCAGAUUUAUAAGAUAUAAACGUAUAAGAGGACUGCUAGUUUUCAGUUAAUUUUUCUGUAAUUAAUUCAUAAAAUAGAGAAAUAAAUUACAUUUAAGAAGGAAGCAUUUUGAGAACUUAAGUAUGAAUUUAUCAAAAUUUAAUAGAAGAUUGAACAAAAUUGUGGAGCAGAGAUAACUAUCAAUCUAAAUCAAAUAAAAUGCUUAUAAUGGUAAGGAUAGAAGGGAAGUGAAAAUUAAAAGGUAGGUAAAUGGAUACCUUAUUGGAAAAUGGAAGGAUUACCUUUUGGAGGAUUUUAUGAUAAAUAAGGAUUAAAAUAAGGAAUUUGGAAAGAUUUGGAUGAAUAAUUUUAAGAGUAAUAAUUAUUAUUAACUGUUAUUAGUUAUGCUUAAAUUACAUUUUGUGGAGAAUAUAAAGAUUCAAAAAGAAUUGGUCGAUGGGACAUAAUAUUUAAUAAUAAAAUAAUGUAGCUUAUUAUAUUUGUUAUUUUUUUAAUAGCGGAGGAGGUUAUUAUGAUGAAAACGGGUAGAAGAGUAGAAAAUGGGUUGAAUUACAUUAGAACUAUCUUUCUAAGAGUUUGUAUUAUUGUAAUAUUUUUCACAUUGGUGAAUACUCAGAAGGAAAUAAAGUUGGAUAUUGGUUAGAAUUUGAAAUAAAUCGUCAAAUGUAUAAAAUAUAUAAUUAUUAAAUUUAAAGGGGAGGAGGCCUAUAUAAUUAGAAUGGAUUAAAAAAUGGUAAUUGGAUGGAGUUGUGCGAAUAUUUUGAAAAGUAUGAAUAUUUAAUGAAUCUAAUUAUUCAGGUAGAGUUAAGUUAAAUAUAAUGGAAAUUAUGAAAAUGGUAAAAAGUUGGGCAUAUGGUAAAUUCUUUUUAAAGAUCCUUAUAAAAAUAGAAAGUUUAAAUCUAUGUAUAAAAUUAAUAAUUGAAAUCAAUAGUGGAGGUGGAAAUUACAAUAUAAAUGGAUUAAAAGAGGGUGAGUGGAUUGAUAUAAGUGAACAAUUUAAUGUGUAAGUAUAAUUCUUAUAUUUGGCUAAUAGAUCUCAUCAAAUUACUUAUAAUGGCCAAUAUAAAAAUAGUAAGAGAUAAGGUCAUUGGGAUAUCAUGUAUAAGGAAGAGGGUAGCAAUUUAUUUGAAUAAAUGUAAAAUUGAUAAUUCCAUAUAAAAAUAGAGGGGGUGGAUCAUUUGAUAUGAAUGGGAUGAAAGAUGGCAUUUGGGUUGAGUUAAGUAAUUAAUAUUUUAAGUAUAUACUUAAAUUAGAAUUUUAAUAGGGGAAUGUUAAUUACUUUUAAAGGUGAAUAUAAAAAUGGACAAAAAUGUGGUAAUUGGGAUAUAUUUUUAAAAAAUAUAUAUGCUGAUGAUGAAGAAUUUAUGUAAAAAAAUAAAAUAAUUUAGUGGUGGUGGAUUAUAUGAUAUGAUGGGAUUGAAAAGUGGUUACUGGAUUGAAUUGAAUUAAGAUUCUUAAAAAAGUAAUUUGAUUACUUUAAAUGGUGAAUAUAUUAGUGGUAUAAAACAUGGCGAUUGGGCAACUAUGUUAUAAACUUUUUUAUUACCGAAUAAGUUUUAAUAAAUGUAUUUAAUUUAAAUCAUAUGAUAAAUUAGAGGUGGUGGAUCAUUUAAUUAAUUUGGUAUGAAAGAUGGAAAAUGGAUUGAGAUUAAUUCCAAUUUUUCGAUCAGGAACUAAAUUAUACAAACUGGUAAUUACAAAAAUGGAAAAAAAUGUGGUAAAUGGGAUAGAUUGAUAAAGAAUCCUUAAUCUAAAAUGUUUGAAAAGAUGUAAAGAUGAAAUAAAUUAAUAAUUAUAGUGGGGGUGGUUAAUUUGAUGUUAAUGGGAUAAAGUAUGGUUUAUGGGUGGAAAUGGAUGAUGAGGCUAAUUUGUAUCUAAUAAAAUAUUAAACUAAUAGAUAUAAUUGUAUAACUAAUAAAGGGGAAUAUAUAAAUGGAAAAAAAAGUGGAAAUUGGAUUAUUUCGCAUUCUGAUUAGAACUUAAAAUUUAAAAAGAUGUAUUAAUAAUAUUAUCAAUUUAGUGGUGGAGGGUAGUAUGAUAAAAAUGGUAUGAAAGAUGGUAAAUGGAUUGAUAUAAUCAAUGAUUUUAAAUAGUAUUAGAUUUAAUACAAAUUUUUAGGUGUAAUUAAGAAAUUUAUAGUGGUAUAUAUAAAUAAGGAUUAAAAUGUGGUAUUUGGGAGGAAAAAUCUAUAAAAUAAAAAAUGUAAGAAUACUAUUUUAUUGUAGUAACAAAAAGAUUAUAUAUAAUACAAAAGGACUUUAAUUUGUUUGA